Paralichthys olivaceus (Japanese flounder) is the source of this 2219-nucleotide messenger RNA. Its product is annotated as FMR1-interacting protein NUFIP1-like. The record is from RefSeq and is a predicted model, not a curated record. Gene Ontology annotation, cellular component: nucleus. Gene Ontology annotation, biological process: box C/D snoRNP assembly. Lineage: Eukaryota; Metazoa; Chordata; Actinopteri; Pleuronectiformes; Paralichthyidae.
ACACACUCACCGGCUUUUAAAAGUUCGCAUUUAGAGGAAAUACAGUCGAGACAAAGUUGAAGCUGAGAAUUUUAAGUGAAAUUUACACAAUAAAAUCUCGACAACCAUCUUUAAUAAUUCGUUUUACUUUGGUUUUCGUUCCCUCUUGUAUCGCCUUCCUGUUCUCGCGGAAGUGACGUAGGUCAAAACAAGCACAUGUGUGACCUGCGUGGAGAGAAAGUGAGAAACCUUCAGAAGCUUCACUGACGAGGGAUGAAUGAACCCGGACAUUAUCCUCCUCCGGACUUCGGCAGUCCUCCGCCGAACUCCUUCCAGCAGCAGCCCCGCUCCAGCAGCUUCCAGCCCGGCAUGUGGAGCUGGAGCGAGACGCCCACGGAGAGCUGCUCCUGGGGACAGCAGGCGGGGUGGCAUCCCGGGGCAUCGGGCAGUGCACACGGUCGACCUAAUCGUCCUUACGGUCAAAGUUUUGGCCGUGAAUGGCAUCAAGGUGGACAUCACGGUGGGAGACAGAGUCACGGACCUGCCAGCAGUCAGGGGUCAAAGCAGAGAAAUAAGAGAGAACCAGAGUAUUCCCAUUUCUGUGACACCUGUGACCGCGGCUUCAAAAACCAGGACAAGUAUGAUGAACACAUGUCGCAACAUGUCAAGUGUUCGGUGCCGGACUGCAGCUUUACAGCUCAUGAGAAAAUUGUCAGCAUCCACUGGAAAAAUAGCCAUGCACCAGGAACAAAGAGAAUUAAGCUGGACACAGCAGAGGAGAUUACAAAAUGGAGAGAGGAGAGACGCAAAAACUAUCCAACCCUCCAUAAUAUUGAAAAGAAGAAAAAGGUGAUGGUGGCACGGGAGGAGACAGGAGGUGUUCUAGAGACAGCUCAGUUUGGACGAAUGAGAGGCAGAGGACGAGGACGAGGACGGGGUCGAGGUCGUGGCUGGGGUAACAGAGUGUUCCAGGAACAACAACCACAAGGCCCUCACCCACCACACAGCGGAGCUACAGAGAGACCUCCACUGCUUUCAAAGCCUCACAGGGACGGGGAUCCUCUGGGGGCACUGGCCAGCAGUGACCAUGAUUCUGACAGAGAGGAUCCAGCAGCUGAAUCCAGGACUGGCAGCCUGAUUGUGGCUCCUAAACGGAUGAGCUCAGCUCUGGGCUCCUUGGUGGCAAACUAUGGCUCCUCGAGUGACAGUGAAAGUGAUGGAGAACCAGAGGUCGCCUCUAUUCAGAAAGCCAAAGACCUUCUGCAAGAAAACCAGCUUCUUCUAAACACAUUCACACCAGGACACCAGUCCCAGGACAGAGGGCCCAAAACAAGCAUGGAGAUUUCAUCACAGGGAGCACUAACAAACUCAGCCCUCCUGCCUGACUCUGCUCCGUACACUCCUAACAGCCAGAGAGGAAGGGGAGGAAGAGGGGGCAGAGGAGGAAGGGGUGGUAGAGGAGGAAGGGGUGGUAGACACCAUGAUGCGCUGCAGAAGCAUCGUUCUACUCUGCUUGAGAUGUUACUCGCCCCAGAUAUCCGCCAUGAGAGGAAUGUCCUCCUGCAGUGUGUGCGCUACGUUGUCCGCAACCACUUCUUCGGCCUUGAGAGCAGAACUCAGCUCGGGGAAGGGAUCCAAGCCACAGCAGCUGGAGAGCGUGAAGGGAGGCACUACAAGGCAUCAGAUGAAGUCCGGGCCGUGUCCCAGUCUCCCUCUCUGACCGGUGGGGAGAGAAUCUCUGACCUUGGCAAUCAGGAGGGUUUAGAAACAAAUAAAUCUGGCGAUCCGUAUUUGCUGCAGAAUGGUCAGGACCAGGGUUUACUCACUGACCGGGUUUUCUCAGAACAAUCAGAUGAUCCUCGUGUGGACUCGGCCGCAAAUGGUGAGCAGGUCGGAGGAGGUUUAAUCCUUAAUGACAUCAGCAACGGCCACAGCCUCCGUUUGAAAACCACAGAUAAAAUCACAUCUGCUGCGAAUGUGUAUGAUGAUGAAAUAUGGGAGAGCCCUGCUGCUGCUUUGUGAAAUACUUUCAAAUUACUGUAGAUUUUUGUUUAAAAAAUGAAUAAUUUGUGUAAUUCAAAGUUUAUGUUCAUAUACAAGAUGUUGGUAUGACUUAUAUUUUGCAACAUACUGUGUACUUAAAUUUUUUCUUGUUUAAUAAAUCACUCUGAUUUUGUUUUUGAGCUUUAAUCCUGAAAUGUAUCAUUUUAUAUACAUUGGAAUAAAUCCUUAUAACUCUA